UCUCUCGACUUGAUAGUAUUCUCAUGUUUUUUUUCCGUUUUUUUUUCGUUUUUUUUCCUGGGUGGGUCGGAUGGGUGUGGGUUGGUUGGUCAAUGCUCCGUACGGGAUACGCUGUUUUGUUUUUGAUGUUUCCAGUUGAGGCUGCUCACUUGCACUCUGAAAUUAGGGACCUUAUGAUAUUAUGCAUUUUCGUUCUCUAUUCGCCAGAGUUUUCUUGUCUCGUGUUGGGUUUGGUUUUUAUCAUUUAUCGGUCUUCCUAUUUAUUUUCCAUGUCCUUCUUACUUUCUUCUGUGUUCGCUCCGAUUGCGAUUUUCUGUCUUUUUGUUUGGCAGGUUGGGGGUUUUUUCCUUUUUCCUUUUUCUUUCUUUUUUUCUCUUUUCUUGAUGAGAUGCCGGACGGACGGUUCACGGCGGAGAAAGCAAAUAAUCAUGAAAGCUCACUCUGAGUGCCACUCAGAGCUCCACAAAUAGCAUUUUGGUUAUCACCGCUGUAUCCUGACUCAGCGAAGUGUGCUUUUGAAGGCGGUCAGGG
Tricharina praecox is the source of this 531-nucleotide messenger RNA. RefSeq lists its product as uncharacterized. The coding region runs from base 93 to 470 and encodes 125 amino acids. The record is from RefSeq and is a predicted model, not a curated record. The transcript has a single exon. NCBI's taxonomy places the organism in Eukaryota, Fungi, Ascomycota, Pezizomycetes, Pezizales, Pyronemataceae.